Molecule: messenger RNA, 2308 nt
Organism: Labrus bergylta (ballan wrasse)
Lineage: Eukaryota; Metazoa; Chordata; Actinopteri; Labriformes; Labridae
Gene: tctn2
Product: tectonic family member 2
Biological process (GO): protein localization to ciliary transition zone; cilium assembly; smoothened signaling pathway
Cellular component (GO): MKS complex
Source: RefSeq, a predicted model, not a curated record
ACAACGGUUUAAGAAUAUGUCGCCCUCCUAAACUGAAGCGAAACAAAUGGCUAACGCGGUUGAAAUGAUCGUUUUCAACUUAGUUUCUCAUCAUGUAACGUGGUUUUUAUUGUGUAUGUCUCCGGCUGCCACUCAGAACACAGUUGUUUUCCAGCCGUCGUUUCUCUCAACAACUGGACCUUCAGUCUCUGCGGUGCUGCUCGGAAACACGGCGGACAUCUCUGUGUAUGUGAGGACAGUCUCCCCCUCUAAUACCACAGGAAGCAUUGGUCCGCCAUCAUGUGUAUCCGAUGAAACACAAUGGGUGCUCACAACGGAGCAGGUGGGAAAGACUGCAGUUCAGAUUGAGCUGAGACUGGACAGAAGUCUGAGCUUGUGUGGGGAGAAUGACACAGAAACAGACUGCUGUCCAACGCCGCUGUGUGUCCUGGAGACCCUGCAGGUGUCUGCGUGUGUCGGCAGCAAACCUCAGGCAUCACUGCUGAUCCAGGCCAGGAUACAUGCCCUGCUGCUCCCUGCUGAUGCUGCAUCUGAUAAUAACACGGUCAUUCCUAACCAAGUGUACCAACCCCUGGGCUCGUGUCCCUGUGACCUCACAUUCAGAGCAUGUGAUGUACGCUGCUGCUGUGACAAGGAGUGUUCCAGUGAAGAUCUGGAGCUGUUUGCGUCUCACUGUCUUCCUGGACCUUUUGGUGGACAGAUGAUUACUGAUCCAGACUAUCAGUGCUCUGUGCAGUCCUCUGACAACUCCCCAGACUGGUUUCCAUUUUUAUGUGUCAAUUCUCCGCCUGAAAACAACCCUUACCUCGGGCUCUUUUACCUGGGAGACACAAUCCCGUCUGAGCCUGCUCCAUCCUUCCAAAUGCCUCCCAUGUCAGCUCCAGUACCAGUCAUUGAAUAUAUUCAAGGAAGUCCAAUUUUCACAAUGACGGAGCAGUUCUUCACUAUCCCCCGGAUGGUGCUCGGGCGUUGUGUAAACAAUGCUCCUGUAGCAUUUUUGAACAACUUUGCAGUCGAGUGUGUAACUCCGCUACAAUCCUGUCCAACUGGAGCUCCAUUACAAACACUACCUGAGGAUUUGAGGAUUCAAGUGAAGAAUGGCCAAGGAGGCGAUGUUAUGGUGGAUGUUACUGAAGAAGUGGCCGCUGACUUGAGUCCGUUUAUUUCCAGCACACAUGCUGUUGCCUCUUCAGAUCAGAGUCUGGAAUGUGAGAAUGUGACCUUAGCCCUGGAUUACAAAUUCUACUGGAAAGAAAGCAUCACAGACAUCACACUGACGCACACUGUUGGUACCAUCACAUUAAACAGAAGUGUGACUUUAACGACAAGAUAUUCUGCUGAGUUCCUAAAUGGAGAAUUUCCCGGUGAGGCCAAUUCAGGGAACCCAGGUUAUCAGGUGGGAAGACCCGUCAUUGCUGGAGUUGUGGACUUGCUGGAAAACACUACAGGCUCAAUCCAAAGAAUGUCAAUCAGUCUUUGGAAACCAGUAAGCGAUGGACUGUGUUCCACUGCGGAGAAGAAACCGGUUCUGUUUGGAGAGAAUUCCACAUCAGGAUGUUUGCUACCUGUGAGCCGGCAGAAUCUGACUGAGUGUGAUCUCCUGAGAGAGACUGUUUCUUCUCUUCAGGCAGCUUUGGUCUCAGCCACAUAUGUAGCCAGGAGUGGAAACCCUGAUCCUCUCCUGUUGACAGACUGGCUGAAUAUAAGCUUUGUGACAGUGAACUCGAACACAACAAUGGAAGACAGCCCGGGUUCGUGCAACAGGAUUCCCUCCCACCAGCACGUACAAGUUUGGAGUCUUAUCACAGGCAUGGUAGACGGCACACCACAAAGAGAUAUCCUUGAUUUGCAAGUCAGUUUAAGCCUAUCGUCCUGGACACUGGAUUGCGGAGGAGGGGAUAUCUCUCCAUGUGUGGACCCUUUGAAGACGCAGUUGUUCCCCAUCACCUCCUCAGUCACCUUUAUAGACAUCCCCAUCAACACAGGACCCCCAAAAACCAGGUUUCAGAUUAACUUCACAGAGUACGACUGUAACAGGAAUGACGUGUGUUGGCCUGAGCUCGCCUUCCCCAUCACCAAGUUUUACACAGGUGAGCCGUAUUCCCAGUCACUGGCGAAGGGCCUUAUCUUGGUUUUCUUCUUUAUCACGGCCUCGAUUCUUGGGACGCCAUGGAGACAACUUCGACAAGCGUGGAGCUGAUCCCCUCUCUAAGCCUCUCUAAACCUUAAUGAUGUUUGUUAUUUAUUUGUGGGAAUGUAAAUACUGAAGUGAAGCAUUUUGUAAUAAAGAUACUUUUUUAUGACUUUA